AAACUUUCAGAAACAGCACAUUUUAUUUUUCAACUUUUUGGGAUUUAUUCUCUGUUCUAUCUCCAAAUAUAGAUGAAAAUAGAUUCUAGUACUUCUAAAUUUAGAAGCCACAUAUGUAACGGUCUAAUUGCCAGUUAAUGCACAUUAUAUAUCGGUCUUACGCGUAAGCACCAAGACUCGACGAAAUCAAGAACUAAGAAAACAUUGCGAUCAUUUGAUCGAAAUGGGAAGAGACCUCGGCUGGUGCUUCUUCGUGGCGACGGUUUUGUUAGCAGCGGUGUUGUUACCCGCACCAACCAUAGCGGGUCGACUAGAGCUAAAGAAUGAAAUCUCGGGGGUCGCUAGUGUCCGUAAAGCGAAGCUAGCCGUGCGGUGCUGGUCAAACGAGGAUGACCUCGGGUGGAAUAUGCUAAAGCCGAAGCAAUCGCGGAUAUGGAAGUUCACGACAAUGAACAUGUGGCCCUUUCAGAAAACCGAGUUCCGUUGCCAGUUUCGUAGCGGGUUUGGAACCACGAACGAAGACGUGGUGACAGUGUUUUCUGUCAAGGACGGGUUUCGAAAGCAAUGCGGGGUGGGAGGGGACGAGUGCUUUUGGGUAGCGAAGAGAGAUGGGUUCUAUCUAAGAAGGAUUGUAAAAGAUGGAGGAGGGGAUAGUCGCAAGAAAUAUGUUGAUGUUCUCAAAAGCAAAUGGGUUUGGAAAUGGUGAAAUCUUCAAUUUAAUUCUUUUUAUCCAACAAUCUUUAAUUUUAUUUUUUUUGUCAAUAACAUGCAAUUUAUGAGUCUUCGUUACAACCACUGAUAUACUUAUUCAUUAUCUUCACCCCUUUGUAUUAGACUCACACGACGCAUCCUUGAAUAUUCAUGGGGUUAUAAAUACACAAAAGUAUAAAAAGUAUGUAGUAAUAUUAUUAUUUCAAAUCAC
Arabidopsis thaliana (thale cress) is the source of this 922-nucleotide messenger RNA. Its product is annotated as Plant self-incompatibility protein S1 family. The transcript has a single exon. The coding region runs from base 224 to 706 and encodes 160 amino acids. The record is from RefSeq and is marked reviewed. Gene Ontology annotation, cellular component: extracellular region. NCBI's taxonomy places the organism in Eukaryota, Viridiplantae, Streptophyta, Magnoliopsida, Brassicales, Brassicaceae.